Molecule: messenger RNA, 939 nt
Organism: Cordyceps militaris CM01
Lineage: Eukaryota; Fungi; Ascomycota; Sordariomycetes; Hypocreales; Cordycipitaceae
Exons: 3
Coding region: 1-939 (312 amino acids)
Source: RefSeq, a predicted model, not a curated record
AUGACCAAGUUGUCCAAUAUUUUUGCCACGCUUUUGCUCGUGUCCAAGGCCAUUGCUCAGAAUGGCAGUGGUUCCCCUGACAGCGAUGCGCCAGCCAGCGGAGGUAGCAACAAGGACAUUGAAGCCUCGUGCUCCACGCCAGAGUGCUUCGAGGGCAAGACGCUGACCUACUACAUUGUAUACUCUGCCGAGUGUACCGGCCGGGACCGCCACCCGGAAGAGGUGUGCCUGGGAUCCGACGCCUGGUGCAGCCACGGCAACCGCAAGACGCUCUACGGCUCUGCAGAAAAGUGCCUGGCGCUCCGUCCCAAGCCGGCGGCCAAGGCCCCGUGGCAGCCCAAGGGCGGCGCCGAUUGCGGCGGCGCCGAGACGGAAAAGUGUCUCGGCACCAACGCCGCGUGCAGCAAUAUUGAAAACGAGGUCCUCGUGGCCGAGGCCGUCAGCUUUGACCUCGACCCCUCCGGAGCAGGGCGCCGCCGGCUCGCCGCCCGCGGGAGACGCGAAGCCUCCGCCGACCGAGGGCAGCGCCGAGGCGCCCGCGCAGCCGCCUUUGCGCUGCCCGACUCCGAGGGCUGCUCCGCGCCCGGCGCGGACGAGGAGCCGUGCCUCGGCAGCGUCGCGUGGUGCGAGAAGCACGGCGAGGGCGGCAAGAACGCCUGUCUCCUGGCCCGCGGCCUCGACCUCGCGGCCUUUGAGGCCGCCUUCCGCAAGGGCGUCGUCGCGCCCGUCAAGGAGGGCAUCCUCACCUGGGCCCAAAACGUCACGCGCAACGCCGCCUUUCGGGAGAUUCUGCUCAACUCGACCGCCGAGGCGGCGCAAAAGACGAUUGCGACGGAUCUGUCGGGGUACAUGGACACGGUCAAGGCUUCCCUGGAGAAGCAGGCGCUCGAGGGCCUGCGCAAAGGACUUGAAAAGUAUGCAGGACAGAAGCUUUUCUAG